UUCCGGGUCACUGCCGUCUUCGCCAGCUCCAGACUCCGCCCAUGGCCCGUCCUUCAGGCCUUGACUCCGCCCACGCAUCUGACGUACAAUUUCCAGGCCGGGCUCCCUGAAGUGCCACCCACCAGCGACGCCGACGUGAGGCUACUGCCAUGGGGCCGAGCGGCUGUGUGGCGCGGCUGCUCGCGCCACUAAUGUGGCGCAGGGCGGUUUCUUCGGUGGCGGGGUGCGCGGUUGGAGCUGAGCCCGGGCUUCAGCUGCUGGCCAUGCAGCGGCUUCCCGUAGGAGCAGCGUUCUGCCGGGCUUGCCAGACCCCAAACUUUGUCCGCGGCCUGCACAGCGAGCCUGGCCUGGAGGAGCGGGCGGAGAGGACGGUCGACAAGGGACGCCCAGAAUCGGACGCGGCAGAUCAUACUGGUCCCAAGUUUGACAUCGAUAUGAUGGUUUCACUUCUGAGGCAAGAAAAUGCAAGAGACAUUUGUGUGAUCCAGGUUCCUCCAGAAAUGAGAUACACAGAUUACUUUGUGAUUGGUAGUGGAACUUCUACCCGACACUUACAUGCCAUGGCCUUCUACCUUGUGAAAAUGUACAAACACCUGAAAUGUAAACAUGACCCUCAUGUUAAGAUUGAAGGGAAGGACACUGAUGACUGGAUGUGCGUGGAUUUUGGCAGCAUGGUGAUUCAUUUGAUGCUUCCAGAAACCAGAGAAAUCUAUGAAUUAGAGAAAUUAUGGACCCUACGUUCUUAUGAUGACCAGUUAGCUCAGAUAGCACCUGAGACAGUACCUGAAGACUUCAUUCUUGGAAUAGAAGAAGAUGAUACUUCAUCUGUGACUCCAGUGGAGUUCAAAUGUGAAUAAAAUAUUUUAUGCACCGCUUUAGUCAUUUCAGAUUUGGAUUGAGUCACUUAUUGGAAAAUACAGCUCCUAAAGCCUGCCUCCUUGGUUAGGCUGCUCUUAGGACAAGGCUUGUCUACUUCAUGGGCACUCCUGCUAACUGAUAUGCAGAGACUGUAGAUAAGUGGGCUAAUACUUGCAACCAAAAAUCAGUACACUCUACCCAAAACUUAGACACUCUGCCUUUAUCCUAGAAAUGUCAUCAGAAUUUCCUGGAGUGAGUUAGCACUGGCUCCUGUGAUUGAGUUCUCUGCUCAGAUUUUUAUUCAUUUAGCUUAAAUGUAAAUCUUAACCCUGUUUAAUGGAAUGGCAAAAAUUUUAAAAAGUAACAUAAAAUGUACCACCAGCCCACUGAUCCUAUUUUUAUACUUUUCUUUGAGGUGAUAAUAUUCUUCUAGGAGGACUUCUGUAACCCUUCCACAAUACUCCAGUAACAAAAGAAAGUAAACAAAGUGUUAGGAAAAACUCUGAAAGCUCUAGUUCUUAGUUCAUAUGCAAGAGUAUUAUCAAGGUUCACAUUAAGUACCAUGGCUGGACAUGGUAUAACAGAAAUCUGUCUAUAUAGAGUUUGAAAAACUCAAAUUCAGAAUGUUCACAUACAAUUGAAAACCAAAAAUAAAAUGUACUACACAACAAACUGCA
This is a messenger RNA of Chlorocebus sabaeus (green monkey), 1535 nucleotides long. RefSeq names its product mitochondrial assembly of ribosomal large subunit 1 (gene MALSU1). Lineage: Eukaryota; Metazoa; Chordata; Mammalia; Primates; Cercopithecidae. Gene Ontology annotation, biological process: negative regulation of translation; negative regulation of ribosome biogenesis. The record is from RefSeq and is a predicted model, not a curated record. Gene Ontology annotation, cellular component: mitochondrion. Gene Ontology annotation, molecular function: ribosomal large subunit binding.